ACACGUGGACGCGAGGUGCCGGAGUGAAAGGCUUUCUGGACGGACGAGGGAAGAAGAAGUGCUGGAUUUGUGGCUGUUUUGCUUGUUUUUCUGCGGAUUUGUGAGGAUGUGAUGGGCGGAGAGGUCAGUAGACGCAGUAAGAGAGAAGGACCAGUUGCUCAGUGUCGAUUCAGUCAUGGGUUCCUCUCCAACGUGGGCGUCUCCAUCGCUCACAGACUCGGACACUCGGCUGUAUUUUCUCAGCCUGUUGAAGUCAACGACAAACCGUCCGACUCCAAACUCCUGCUGCCUCUGGAGGAUGCCGCUGAAACAUCAGAACCAAAGACGACCCCUCCAGCUUUCAUCUCUGUAUUUCUGCCUGAGUUCCCACUUCGUAAAUUCCCAGCACAAGACCGUUUCCAGAUCCUGGGGUUCAUAGCUAAAGGCUCAUUUGGACCAAUCCUGAAAGUUAAAGAUGUUUGUAAAGAGAAGAUCUACGCAGUUAAGGUUCUACCAAAGUCGGAGAUCUUGAAGCAGGGAGUGCUGGAGCAGUCGAAGGAGGAGGUCAUCAUCCAGCGGCACCUCGAACACCCAUUUAUCCACAAUCUGCAGGACUGCUGGCAGACGCAGCGCCAUCUCUUCAUUAUGUGCGACUACUGCAGCACUGGAGACUUGUACACUUGUUGGCUACUGAAGGGUCAGUUUGGGGAGGAUGAAGUUCAGCUGUUUGCAGCAGAGAUGGGCAGCGCACUCGGAUUCUUACAUGACCUAGGAAUCAUGCAUAGAGAUAUAAAGAUGGAGAACAUUCUUCUAAGUGAUCGAGGUCACCUUCUUUUGUCUGAUUUUGGACUCUCAUGCCGCCUGAAGCAUGGAGGACGAGCGUCCACGAUAUGUGGGACGAUCCAAUACAUGGCUCCUGAAGUUUUAAGUGGUGGUCCAUACAGCCACGCCGCUGACUGGUGGUCUCUUGGCAUUAUGUUGUUCUCUCUAGUAACAGGAGAGUUUCCGUUACCUGCAGAGCAGAACCACAGCAGCAUGUUGGACAAAGUCAGAGAUUUUCCUUAUUUCCUGCCGACGACCUUGAGCUCGGCUCUGAACUUACUGCUCACUGAGCUUUUGUGCAAGAAUCCGCUGAACCGCCUUCGGAAUCUGGUGUGUUUCCAGAUGCAGCCCUUCUUCCGAGGCUCGUCGUUUGACUCUUACAUCCUCCAGAAGACGCCGGUCAACUUCAUUUUGGAGCUCCGGACUCAUCCUGACUGGGAGGCCAAAUCAGCGAGAGGCCUUUCAGUAGACAACUUUGACAUCUUUGACUGUGAUCAAAUCCUUCACUCUCCCACAACUUCCACUGAACUGUCUCCGACUUUAACCAAGGUGGGCCUGAGCUCAGCUGCACAGCAGACGUGUAAAGCUUAAGACUGAACUGUGUUUAAAUACAAAGUUGAUCCUGAAUACAGAAACUGGCUGAAAAUAAGAAACUCUACAGAUUAUAUUAUUUAGUAUUUCUCUACACACGUUACCUCUUAGUGUCUAAAUGUUGCCUUUUCCCAAAAAUGAUUAACAGAUUUGUUCUGUUUAUUGCUGCUAUUAUGUAAUAAAUCAGUGUUGUUGGAAUUCAGUUGUUCCUUUUACCAGCAUAUUCAUUCAUAUAUCCCUAAAUUUUGAAAUUAAAUUCUUAUUUUCCACCUCAUGAUGCACAGUAAAGUCUAGCUGUAUUUAACUUACUUGCCUUUGUAUAACUCGUGUAUGAAGGUGAUAUUAUUUGGUCAAUAGAAAGAGUUGCUUAGUGGUGUGUUUGAUAUUUGUUUCAUCAUGCAGUCAUAUAACUCUGGAAUAAUUCUGUGCAUCUUCAUGGUCCGUGUAUUUAUCUGGCAAUUGGAUUUUCCAUUCUGAAACGGGUAUUGAAAAAUAAAAAUCGGGUGGUUAUUUGAUUUUCGUUUUAAAAUACAAAAAUUAAAAUUGAAAUACAAGGCAUUUUUCAUUUUCCUGAUCAAGAAGGGAUAUAGGAAAUUUUAAAAAUGCUUUGAUUUUCAUUUUAUAUUUAGAAUAGCAAAAAAGUAAAAUCAGUAAGAGACAGAAACGAAAAAAGGUCCGUUUUUUCAUUUUCUGAGACCGGAAGUGGUCAUCAGCAAGUGUUGAGCCAAACAGAGCAUGGUGCAUAGUCUGUUUAUUUAUUUUUUUUCGUUUUCAUGGUCAAAAUGAGAGAUCAGGUGGCCGAUCUUAAAAUAAAUCAAUAUUGAAUUUUUUAUAGAGCGUGAAAGUUUUACGAAGCCAGGGGGCGGGACUACUUAAUUGACAGUCCGGUCUGGAAUGAUUGACAGGUUCUAUGGAGGAAGCAGCAGAGAUUCUGCUCUCCUCCUUUGGAUUAAUUCUGAUACAAUAACUGUUGGUUUAUUUAUUUAUUUAUCUAUGCAGCAGCAGAACAUUUUCCACAGACAGUUUUCCUGCCCGUUGGCUUGUUUUAACCAGUUUUCUGCCUUCGGCUGAUUCUACCAGCAGACACUGAAAGGACUCUGAUAGUUCGGUAAGUUAAUGUUUAUUUUCGUAUCGGUGCCGCUUUUACUACACUUUAUAUGCAGCUUUUGUGUCAGAUAUAAUGUGUGCCAUGCACUCCAGAUGUUGGUGGAGUUUAUUUCUGUGUGUUGACCAGAGAAGAGAGUUAGCAUCCAGUAAAUAUUAGUUUUAAUGUUAGCGAUGCUAUCCGAGCUAGCUGCUCAGUCGUAGCCUGAUAAAAGCUAACGUAGCAUUAAGCUAACGAUGUUUGUGUUGUUUCAUGUAAACAGCUGCAGUGUGUUGUGUUCCUGUAAUGUGGUUCAUUAAGUUCAUAAAACUGUUGCUGGUUGACGUUAAUGUAACGUUCAGGAAACUUAAAUGUGAUUAAAAUAGUAACAAUGUUCUAGUUGUCAGUAAUCAGCUUUAAUUUGACACUAAAAUAGACUCUGAUAGUUUUAAAUGACAUCAGUUUCAUGAAUUUGUUGAACAUUGUCUCAUUUGUUGUUGUGAUGUUGCUGCUGAUUCAUUAAAACCAGAUGAUCCGUCUUGAAGACACGUUUAGUUCUAGUAUCAGAAGUACAUUAAGGAAAAUGGAAGUUUAGUUCUGCUACGUCAAAGAUUUCAGGAAUAAAAUAACUAAAUGAGUCUUUACGCCUCAAACUUUAUUUUACAAUAAUGAAAUAAUCACAGAUCAUAAAAAUAUAAAUAGCAGAGAAAACCUGAGAGAAUAAUUUCCUGUGAAGGAAAAGCAGCUUUUUAUCCUGAAAGAUCAGAAUCAGCUCCAACAUCUGCAUCUGACAGCAUCAAGUCAACCAGAAAGAAAAGAAAAAAAGACUUCUUUCUGAUCACAUCUGUUCCGCUGCUCACAGGCUGCUGCUGCUCACAUUCUUCACAUUUAUAGUCCACUUUUAAAAGUUCAGCAGACAGGUGCUCUGCUUUGGAGUGUGACGAUGUCGUCGGUGAUGUGGAGAGUGAAGUUUCCGUUUCACCCACAGUGUGCUUUAGGACAGCCGGGUUGGACUUGAUGUUUGAAAUACUGACCGACAGCUCAGAUUUAACUGUCUGUAGUUCCGUUUUGAUGGAUGUUAAACUUUCAUUCAAAGCCGCCAGGAGCUGGGUCUUUAAAAUAACCGCCGUCUCGUUACAGAAUGAAAGUAGCAGUUCCUCCUGAAGGUCAGAGAUUGCAGCAUCUGAGGGCCUCUUCAAAAGAAGACGUAGUUGAUGAAGGCGUUCUGGAGCAGGACCAGAAAGACCAUGACCAAGCAGCCUUGAGAUCUUAGGCAGCUUCUCCCUCAGGUCCCUCUGUAUCUCCCCACACAUCCACCAACCACUGGAACACAUCUCCAAAGUUCUGCCAGGCCAGCUCAGCUUCCCCUCAGAAGAAGUGGUGCCACCUGCCAGAUGAAGGAGCCUUUUGAGAGGCAGCUGGCAUCGUGAUUGGACUGUACUUUGGUCUGUUCCAAUCCAGCUUCAGCUCCAGAGACGGCAGGCGGGACGAGUCAACGGAGGCCGGGUGGACGAAGACAUGCAGCUGAGUACAAUCCAGAAAACAACUGAGGAGGAGUGCAGCAACCCAGGGCCAGAACAACCAGAGUAGCAUCGUAUAUCUCUUAGAAAACAUCAUAGUAGAGCCUCUGGUAUGAAAAAACGCCAUCAUAUACAUCGUAUAUUGUACAAAUAACAAGUCAAAGGAAAGAGACAUACAUUGUAGAAUUGUAGUAAUUGUGGGCUGACUGAUUUACUGAUUAUCAGUAUUUUAUUUUUUACUGAUUUACGGUAAUAAAUACAUUAAAAACGGCGCUACUUUGGCUCUGAACCUUUAUCUACCUGUGGUCGCUCUGUCUUCUGGAGUGAUUUGAUUGGUUAUACGUCACGAAUAAAACUCCUUUAACUUAACAUCUGUAAACAAAACAAAAACGUAUCAACAAAGUUUUCUGUUAGAGUUUGUGUUCUUCUAAGUUUAACUCCAAGAUUUUAAAUACUUUCAUUUACUGCAAAUGAAUAUCUACUCCAAAUGUCUCACUAAUAAUCAUUAUCAGCCUUAAAAACCCACAAAACACCCCUUUAUACUCCACCACACUUAGUACAGUCUGGUUCCCCCUUCUAUAAAUCUGCUUGGAAUCAUCCACUUCCUGUUUGUCAAAGUGGCCUUCUACCUGGACAGGUUUUGUUGGAGCUCAUGCAACAAACAUUUUGGGUAACUGCACUUUAAUAUGGAUGGAUGACACUGAAUUAGAGUCUGUUUUCAUGAGACUGAGUUAAGAUGUGUAGCUCUGUCAUUAAAUAAGAAAUUAUUUCUCAGAAGUCACAGAGAAAAGUCUGAAAUGUUUGCUAGGUUAGCGUCCCACAUGUUCUUUGGCUCAGCUAAAGCUAACUCUCUCCAACUUCUGGAUCUCUUGAGUUGCUUGUUGUUAAAAUAUCUUGCUAGAGGUGCUGAAGCUCAGAAAGUCUGAGAUGUUUGUUCAGAAUUAGCUCAUUCUCAAGUCUGAUCUGAACUGUCCUCUUUUGUUUUAACUUUCCCUAAACUUAGGAGUUAAUGACAGAGCAGCACAUCCAGACUCAGUCUCAUUUAUGUAGAGAUUAAACUUCAGUGUCAUUCAUUGAUGUUAAAGUGCAGUUUUUCAAAUGUUUGCUGCACAUGCUCCCGACCAAACCAGUCCAGGUGGAAGACGAUGUGAAGAGAAAGCUCCAGCGGAUGAAUAUCACACAUUUACGUUGGAAAUAAAUGUCCUUUAAUUAGACAUUGUCAUGCAAAAGUUGUAUUUCCCUUUAAUGAUGUUCAAAUCUUUGUUGAGUGUUUUGUUGAUGUUGGUUUCUAAAUGUUUUUUGACACUCGGCCCCAAAGAUUAAAACCUUUUACGGCUCGCAAGCUGCAACAAUUCACACAUUAUCAACUGUCUUUCUGACUAAACUAAGAUAAAAAGUGGAAAAACUGCCUCAUUCCUGCAUCAUGAAUGUAAAUCUUUUUGGUUUUUAUGACAUUAAACUGAAUAUAUUUGGGUUUGACAUUUUAUAAACCAACACAAGAAAUUAAUUAGUGGAGAAAACAAUCAACAGAUUAAUGGACAAAGAAAAUGUGUUUUCCAACAUAUAUGGCUGGAUUACUCCAAUAUUACAAGAUACAUACAAUUUUAAUUCAAUUUUAUUUAUAGAAUUCCAAUUACAGGUCAAAUUGUCUCAAGAUGCUUUAUUGUUAUAUAUUUUUUGUCAUAUUUAAAAUAUGACAAAGUACGAAAUUUAAACCUCUUGACUAAUCCAAUUUAUUAUUUGGUUUUUAAGAGACUAAUGGACAAUUAAAAUAAGUUUCUUCACUAAAACUAAUAAACAUGAGGUCAAAUAGAAGGAAGAGUUUUAAAUACUGCAGUCCCACGACGACAAGAAUAAAGUUGUCAACAAAAAGUAAAUCUGCUGGUGGAUUCCUUUAAAGUCCUAAUAAAGGAUAAUAAAGUGUGAUACUAAAGGUUUGUGGUGCUAAAAAUCUUCAAGUAAAGAUAUGAAGUUGAACAUCUGAAUUGAGGUUGAUAAAAGUUGAUCUCCCUUCAUUUCUCUGGAGUGACUCCAUGGAUUUUAUGGAUGGUGGUUAAAGACCUGCUCUUCUAGUGGUCUUCCUUCUAGUCGCUGUAAAAAGUCAGUCCAUCCUGGCCGACUUCAACACCUCUUCAUGACAACUUGUUCUGCCUCCGACCUGGUGGAAACUCCAGAAACUGGGGAAAACCUGUGGA
Amphiprion ocellaris (clown anemonefish) is the source of this 6191-nucleotide messenger RNA. It is a transcript of the gene rskra, whose product is annotated as ribosomal protein S6 kinase related a. Bases 112 to 1392 code for a protein of 426 amino acids. Gene Ontology annotation, molecular function: ATP binding; protein serine/threonine kinase activity. The transcript is spliced from 13 exons. The record is from RefSeq and is a predicted model, not a curated record. Lineage: Eukaryota; Metazoa; Chordata; Actinopteri; Pomacentridae. Gene Ontology annotation, biological process: protein phosphorylation.